This is a messenger RNA of Hypoxylon fragiforme, 4429 nucleotides long. RefSeq lists its product as uncharacterized. Bases 1 to 4347 code for a protein of 1448 amino acids. The transcript has 4 exons. NCBI's taxonomy places the organism in Eukaryota, Fungi, Ascomycota, Sordariomycetes, Xylariales, Hypoxylaceae. The record is from RefSeq and is a predicted model, not a curated record.
AUGAGUGCUCCGGUACCUGGCCACAUGAACACCAUGAAGGAAGCCGUCGGGGCGGCGGAGAAGCGGGCGCGGGAUGCGCUGCGUGCGAUGAGGCCCGCGGCCCCGAGCGGCACCAACUGGAUGCCGCUGUUCCGGGCGCUGGCCUCGGCGAGCACGCGGUUCGAGGACAUCAACACGUCUGGGGCGCUGCGGCGGUGGCAGAACCAGGAGAAGUACGGGCACAACCUGCCGGGCCACAUCAUCCGCGAGAGGGACGGGAGGCGCAAAACGGUGCAGCCGCCGCCGGGGAGCGGGUCGUGGCAACACGUGUGGUACGUGCCGGAGUGGACGCACCCGAACUACGACCCGGCGUACACGGUGUCGUACUCGAAGGGGGGCACGCACAUCAACUCGCACGACCCGAUCGCGAGAUUGCGGCCGGCGUUGCGCCCCGAGGACGCGGUGAGGAACCCGACGGAGUGGGCCAAGAGGUUCGGCAUCCACCCGGACGAGACGGGCGGCCGAAGCCGGCUCAGCCCUACGUUCUCUGAUACGCGUGACCCCUUUGUUGACUAUGCGAACCAGAUCAACAACCUGACGCCCGAGCAAAGAGCGCGCGCCAUCGAGGAGACGCGCGAGGCGGCACGGCAGGCGGGCGCGCUGGUGCCGUCGGCGGACUACAUCGACGUGCAGAUAUUAGAAAACCUACUAGCGCAGGAGGGGUACUUGUCCGGCGCGCAGCUGCGGGAGACGCUGCAGGGGUACCUGGGCCCCGGCCCGGCCCCGAUGAGCCUCGACCGGCUGGUGGAGCUGCUCAACGGCCAGGACAAGAACAUCGUGGCGUCGCACGCUAGUUUCAUUAGGAACGCGCAGGCCGACCAGGACUACCAGUCCCUGAUUUUCCACGACCUGACGAGCGACGAGCUGGUGACGGAGGGGAUAUUCACCAUGACGAAUGAUAUUGGGUUUGGGGAUUUGGACGAGGAGAUUCAUGGCCUCUUUGCAAGAUCGAGAUGGGAAAACACUUCUUGGAAAGGAGCGAUGAAAUUCUUCCCACGUUAUUUGUAUAGUCUCGACGGCAAGAGGGAAGAGUGGGAUGUUAGCACCAACGAUACUCUAUGGGAAGCCCUGCAACCCGCAUUACGGCUCGCCUCGAAAAUAAUACGGACCCAACCUCCCCUUCUGCUUGGCCUCAUGGACAUGAGAACGCGACAGCCGCUGCCACGGGAGCUAGAUGCUCGAAAGAAGCUCAACACCAGACCGAGCAUGCCGACGUACCGCCUGCAGAAGCAUAUAGACAUGGCCCUGACGUAUCCCGAAAUACGGCAGCUGGAAGCGUUAGGAUUCGAUUGGGUGCACGAGACGAUGCAGGUCCUGCUGGAGAAAUUGACACUGGAUAUCGGAAGUGCUUGGAUUCUGCAAGGCGAAAGCGACGCUGCUGAUGCGGUAGAUGGGGUGCACGAGGUGGAUUAUAUGACGUAUGGCAACACCCAAUGCUUUGACAACGGCCCGGAUACGAAGAUAUCCAUGGUCAUAGCCGGCGAUAUCAUCUGGCCGUUGCUCUCGCCCCAUUUCAGCGCAAGCGAGAAGAUGACGUGCUCCUUUUCGAUUGCCUCGACCUUGAUACACGAACUUGCUCACGCUGUUGUUUUCGCCCAAAGCGUACUCACGGAUGUCACACAUGUCCGCGAGAAAUUCCACCCGGACGCCCAGGCUCUCCUUUCGGCUUUCUCGAAAAACUUAUGGGACCAAGACGAAACCAACGAGCCGCACUGGGAGACUAGAGGAUGCGCGGAGGUGGGGUUCGACAUCGAGAUGUCGAUGUGGGGGGCGGUGCCGCUGAACCUGCUGGGCCUCGAGAACCACCUGCAGAACUGCCGGAUGCUGAUGGCCAAUCCGCUGAUACUCGUGGGCACGCCCUGGCCUUUCCAAGCCAACAUCCAGGGCAAGCGCGUCGUCUCCCCUAUCCGCGGCGCCCCGUAUCCCUUGGAGGGGUACUGCACCCCGAUCCCCCUCGACUGGAUAGCCAAGUUCUUCACCAAGAAAUUCUGGCAAACGGAGUUUCUGGUAAUGGGACACGAGGCGCUCAAGCUGAACGCCAACAACUUUCGCAAGACGGUCAUGAACCCGAUGCAAAUAAGCUUUGACGAAAUCAAGAAAAUCGUCGGCAAUAGAGACUACAACUACGUAAAAUUCACCCUCGACGUCCUCCACGACAAUGGCCACAUCAUACUUUCCGAGUAUCUGCGCUGCAAGCUGGCCCAGCUAGCCAUCCCCCACUCGUACCUCUUCCGUUGGAGCUGGGAGAUUCGCAACUGGAGAGAGCCCUUGAUAUCGCAACUGGAGCCCAGCGUGGUAAAGUUGAACAAGACCAUCACGGCGGGUGCCGCCAUCGGCCAUGUCAGGUGGGGAAACCAUCAGCUACAGGUGGCCGAGUACAACAAAUACGUGCAGAGACAACAGGCAAGAGCCGCGCAGGGAACCGCAAGGUUUCAGACGGUAAACUUCCAGGGGUGGUACCGCCACGCGGGCAACGAGUGGAACGGGUUUUGGCGGGACGGGGGCCACGUCAUGAGAGACAUGAUGCCGGUAUGGAGGCUUAUGUUGCAGGAUAUCGCGCAGAUGCAGCGCAUGAUCGUCGAUUUCUACAGCAUGGUUCCCGAUGCCCGGGCCCGAAUCUACACGGGGAUGGGCGAGGCUGAUCAAGGUCCCAUGGGGGCCAUAUACUUGCGCAUGGGGUAUUUUCGCAAAGUCGCCAGUGACUAUCUGAGAUUGGGCGAUUACAUGUCUCAUUCAACCUCGUAUGGCAUACCCCAAGACAAGUGGGCGGAGUGGGGUGCUCGCUUCCGCGCCUGUUAUCAGGGCUACUCGGAAUUGCUCGGCACCCUGGGGGAGGACCCAACGUUCAACCCGGAGGACCCCAGCUGGAAAGCGCGGUUCUCCGGCGUGCCGUCGUCGUACUGGAAGAAUCGCUGCGACAGGCUCGCCGUCCUGGCCAACAAAGAGUACGCCCGGCUCGACUCCAGAAUACGCCCUUACAUCGACAGAUGCGAAGAGAUCCUCCGGAACAAAGACCUGCAUUUUGUAGACUCUAGCGCGGCCCUCGUGCCACAGGCGGACGUAGACUGGAUCCUCUCCGUCGUCCGAGACUCGAGGGCCCUCGGCAACCAACCACCCCAAGACACCACCGGCCUCGGGAUCUUCCACUGGGAAGUCCCAGAGACUGCUACUGACCCAACGAACCCACCGCCCCCACCGCUCCCAGCGGAUAUAUCGAAUCCUCCAGACAUCGGGGACCCAAUGAACCCAGCCCUUCCCCCUCCCAACACGCCGUUCGGCAUCGUCUUCGGCGAGUCGAGCUUCAACUUCCAACUAAGCGCCGCCCCCCCGAUCCGUCAAGAACCGAAACGGCGCACGCCUCUCCCGGGACCACCAUCGGAAAGGGGGUUAGGGAGAGGGAAAGGAGUAUCGGGAAGCGGGAUGGGAAGCGGGGUGGGUAGAGGGCGAGAGCGAGGGCGAGGGCGAGGGCGAGGUGGAGGAGUAUCCCGCAACACGCCCCAGUCCUCGCGCGUACUGCGAAGUCAUAAAAGGGCGGGUGUGCAGCAUCCGCAGACGAUACGGACGGAGAGUCAGGCGCCGGCGGCGACGCUGGCAGGGCCGGAGGCACAUGCACAGGCGCAAGCACAGGAACAGCAGCGACCGCGGCCGCAGCAGCCACCGGCGCCGACGCGGCAGGCACAGGAACAUCAGGCACGGCAAAGCUGGUGGCGGCAGGGACACCUGCGGCAGCAGGGACGACGCCCGGCCGCGGGAGGAUUCUCACGUUACGCCAACAACGCCGACGUAGGCUCCGCCUUCAUCCAAACGGUGGACCGAUCCGGGGCGCUGGGCGAGCUGCUGAACAUCGGGAUCCCGUCGACGACGAUCCAGUCGGCGAUGGAUGAGCAGCAGAGACGGCAGGCGGAGGCUGAGGGGUCUAUUGCCCCUGCCGCGUCUGGGGACCCAGGGGUAGGAGCAGCAGGAGCAGCAGCAGCGGCAGCAGGGGCGGCAGCCGCAGACAUAAACACGGUCCCCUCCAUAUUCCGCCCCCAGGAACCGGGCGAACUGCGUCUCCCCACAAUGUACCCGCACGCCUUCGCGGACCCAACAACCACGGACCAAAGCCUCGAGUACGAAGCGCAGAUGAAUGCGGAGGCAGCCCAGCACGCAGCGAACGGAGCGCUGAUGUAUAUGGGGGGGGUCUACAACCCCCAGCCGGACCCGUACAGGGCUCCAGGGACGUAUCGGGAGGCGAGCGUGAGUUCGGAUGAGGAUGUGAAUGUGAAUGUGAAUGUGAAUGUGGCGGGUUUUGGCAGGGGUAUUAGGUAGGCCACCUAGCUAUUGAUGAUGAAGGGGGGGGGUUGGGGUUGAAAAGAUGAAUUAUGACGAACAAUGAAAUAGAGAAGCCUGC